Molecule: messenger RNA, 1414 nt
Organism: Neohortaea acidophila
Lineage: Eukaryota; Fungi; Ascomycota; Dothideomycetes; Mycosphaerellales; Teratosphaeriaceae
Exons: 3
Coding region: 103-1401 (432 amino acids)
Molecular function (GO): FAD binding; monooxygenase activity
Source: RefSeq, a predicted model, not a curated record
AUGAGCUCGACAUCCUUCGCGCAACACAUACCGGAUUGAGAAAUCUUCACUCCUACAUAAUAAACGCGAAAUCCUCUCAUAACGGCCGAUGUGACACAAGAAAUGGGGGAAUAUCUGAAAGACGUGGCAAUCAUCGGCGCCGGCCUCGGAGGCUGCGCACUAGCCCUCGCCCUCUCCCAACAGAACAUCCCCAUAACCGUCUACGAGUCCCGACCGCGCGGGCACGACGUGCUCAAAUCCGGUGUAGUCCUCACGCCCAAUGGCCUCUGGAUCCUCGAUCAGCUCGGCGUCUUCGCGCGCAUUAAAGACCGCUGCUUCAAAGCGACGCACCGCGUAUUCAAAAACGACAAAGACGAGACGGUGCGCAAGACGCUCGUGGCGGACGAGUCGCUCUACGGCUACCGGAAUCAUCGCAUUUGGCGGAAGUUGUUGCUGGAUGAGAUGAAGGUGAUGCUGGAGGAGCGGGGCGUGGGGAUUCAUUACGACUCGGUGUUUAAUGGCGUUGAAACUGAAGACGAGGAAGGCGUGACGUUCCUAAUCAACGGCCAACCGCGCACCGCAUCCCUCCUCAUCGGCCUCGACGGCAUCUACAGCCACGUCCGCCAAUACCUCGACCCGAGCAUCGUGCCCGAGUACACCGGCACAACCGGCGUGCUGGCGCACAUCAAGCGCGCCUCCGUCGCCUGGCCCUACGCAGACUACGAACCCAACGCCACGAUCCAAGGCAAGCCCGGCGCCAUCUUCUUCCUCCCCGAAGACCCGCAACACGAGGACAUCAUGAUUGGCAUGCAGGUGCAGUACCCGGAGCAGUCGCGCGAGGACCUCGAGAAGCUGCAGACGGAUUAUGAUCGGCUGUUGCAGUUUUAUCGCAAGGGGUACGAGGAGCAUGGAGCGACGGCGCGCUGUAUUAUUGAUCGCAUUGCGGAGAAUCGCGAGACGUUGUAUAUUUGGCCGUAUUUGAAGAUGCCGAAGUUGGGGCGUUGGUUUAGUCGGGCGGGGAGGGUGGUGUUGGCUGGUGAUGGCGCUCAUGCGCUGCCUCCGAGUAGUGGUCAGGGCGUCAAUCAGGCGCUCGAAGACGUCUACUCCCUAACGCUUCUCCUAAAGUCGAGUGAACCCGACAAGAAGGCUGCGAAUGGAGCGGCGCAGACCACGAACGGAGCUACAACACCGAAUCACACUCUUCUAGAUACUCUAGCGUUUUGGCAGCAGAUGCGGCAAAAGCGAAUCGACUCCAUCAUCGAUUGGGUGAGCAACUACCAGAACGUCGAACGCUUGCCCGAGGCCGAACGGAAGAAGUUGGCGAGUCAAGGGAAGGAUGGAGCAAAGGGCGACGAUAUGCGGUGGUUGUAUGAGCAGUCGAUCGAAAGAGAUGUGAAGGCGUGGGUGGAUGGGAAGGCGUAAGGUAGGACGAUGG